Messenger RNA from Phoenix dactylifera (date palm), 2330 nucleotides. RefSeq names its product heat shock 70 kDa protein-like. Gene Ontology annotation, molecular function: ATP binding; ATP-dependent protein folding chaperone. The record is from RefSeq and is a predicted model, not a curated record. Lineage: Eukaryota; Viridiplantae; Streptophyta; Magnoliopsida; Arecales; Arecaceae.
CCCGCCACACACAGGAGAAGAAGAAGAAGAUCGAAACAAAACCAGGACACACAAAAGAAGAAGAGAUUGCCAUCAUCUUUCGAGGGAUUCAUUCUAAUUCUCUCGAAGCUAACAAGAGGAAAGAAAUAGUGUCGAAGAGAGGAAGUAAUUAACGAUGGCCGCCGGCAAGGUAGGGAAGGCCAUUGGGAUCGACCUCGGCACUACCUAUAGUUGUGUAGGGGUGUGGCUGAACGACCGGGUGGAGAUCAUCGCCAACGACCAGGGGAACCGGACCACCCCAUCGUAUGUGGCCUUCACCGAAACGGAGCGGCUCGUCGGCGACGCGGCCAAGAACCAGGUGGCUAUGAACCCCCACAACACCGUCUUUGACGCCAAGCGCCUCAUCGGCCGCCGGUUCUCCGACCCCUCCGUGCAGUCGGACAUGAAGCUCUGGCCCUUCCGAGUCGUCCCCGGCCCCGGCGACAAGCCCCUCAUCGUCGUCACCUACAAGGGCGAGGAGAAGCGCUUCGCCCCCGAGGAGAUCUCCUCCAUGGUUCUCGCCAAGAUGCGCGAGGUCGCUGAGGCCUUCGUCGGCCACUCCAUCAAGGAUGCCGUCAUCACCGUCCCGGCCUACUUCAACGACUCCCAGCGCCAGGCCACCAAGGACGCCGGCGCCAUCGCCGGCCUCAACGUCAUCCGCAUGAUCAACGAGCCCACCGCCGCCGCCAUCGCCUACGGCCUCGACAAAAAGGCCGGCCGUACCGGCGAGCGCAACGUCCUCAUCUUCGACCUGGGCGGCGGCACCUUCGACGUCUCCCUCCUCACCAUCGAGGAGGGCAUCUUCGAGGUCAAGGCCACCGCCGGCGACACCCACCUCGGCGGCGAGGACUUUGACAACCGCCUUGUCAACCACUUCGUCGCCGAGUUCAAGCGCAAGCACAAGAAGGACAUCACCGGCAACGCCCGCGCCCUCCGCCGUCUCCGCACAGCCUGCGAGCGUGCGAAGCGCACCCUCUCCUCCACCACCCAGACCACCGUCGAGAUCGACUCCCUGUACGAAGGGAUCGACUUCUACGCCACCGUCACCCGGGCUCGAUUCGAGGAAUUGAACAUGGACCUGUUCCGGCGAUGCAUGGAGCCGGUGGAGAAGGUCCUCCGGGACGCCAAGAUCGACAAAGGCCAGGUCCACGAAGUGGUUCUAGUUGGGGGAUCCACGAGAAUCCCCAAAGUCCAGCAGCUCUUGCAGGACUUCUUCAAUGGGAAGGAUCUCUGCAAGAGCAUCAAUCCCGACGAGGCCGUGGCCUACGGGGCCGCGGUCCAGGCCGCUAUUCUGAGCGGGGAGGCCAACGAGAAGGUGCAGGACCUGCUCCUUCUGGACGUCACGCCACUCAGUCUCGGUCUCGAGACCGCCGGCGGGGUGAUGACCGUCCUCAUCCCGAGGAACACCACCAUCCCCACCAAGAAGGAGCAGAUCUUCACCACCUACUCCGACAACCAGCCCGGCGUCCUCAUCCAGGUCUACGAGGGCGAGCGGGCGAGGACCAAAGACAACAACUUGCUCGGCAAAUUCGAGCUCACCGGGAUUCCUCCGGCGCCGAGGGGUGUGCCGCAGAUCAAUGUCUGCUUCGACAUCGAUGCCAAUGGCAUCCUGAACGUAUCGGCCGAGGAUAAGACUGCGGGGGUGAAGAACAAGAUCACGAUCACCAACGACAAAGGGAGGCUGAGCAAGGAGGAGAUCGAGAAGAUGGUGAAGGACGCGGAGAGGUAUAAAGCAGAGGAUGAGGAGGUCAAGAAGAAGGUGGAGGCGAAGAAUGCUUUGGAGAACUACGCCUACAAUAUGAGGAAUACGGUGAGGGAUGACAAGAUAAAGGAUAAGUUGUCCGAGGGAGAUAGGGAGAAGAUAGAGAAGGCAGUGGAGGAAACCAUUGCAUGGUUGGAGGGGAAUCAGCUCGCCGAGGUGGACGAGUUGGAGCACAAGCUCAAGGAAUUGGAGGAGCUCUGCAACCCAAUCAUAGCCAGGAUGUACCAGGAGGGUGGUGGAGCCGCGGCUGGGGGAUAUGGAAGCACUACUGGUGGCUCCAGCGGAACAGGGGCUGGGCCUAAGAUAGAAGAGGUGGACUGAAUCCAGCUGUUUUGAGCCUUAACAUGUUACUCGUUCUAGUUAGGCUUUGCUUAGCUCUGGCUUUGUUCGUUUCUGUUUUCUUUUUCAUCGUUGAGAGAGUGAAGGCAUAUUUGUGCUAUUAUUACCUCUUUUUGAUGUAAUGAUAAUGCUUGUUACGUCGGACGGAGAUGAAUGCUUGUACUUGGAAGCAUGCAUGAUAAAAGAAUAGCCCUAUUUAUUUAGAUGGUAA